Molecule: messenger RNA, 2337 nt
Organism: Pungitius pungitius (ninespine stickleback)
Lineage: Eukaryota; Metazoa; Chordata; Actinopteri; Perciformes; Gasterosteidae
Gene: gck
Product: glucokinase (hexokinase 4)
Exons: 11
Coding region: 338-1753 (471 amino acids)
Biological process (GO): glucose 6-phosphate metabolic process; regulation of insulin secretion; carbohydrate phosphorylation
Cellular component (GO): cytosol; mitochondrion
Molecular function (GO): ATP binding; fructokinase activity; glucokinase activity
Source: RefSeq, a predicted model, not a curated record
UAGUGAUGAAAAUGAAUCCUGACUUUUUUCCCUGUAAAUAUUAAUUGAUAACAGUUCUGUCUUCCUUUCACAAGAUAGCAGGCCUUGACCAUCCUGCAGUUAUGUAAAUGUGCUGGAGACCUGAUGCUGAACAUUAUGUGACUUAGUUUAGACCUGUUGGAAAAAUAAGAACGUUUCCCACAAAAGGACAAGAUUUUCUUUGCAAUUUAUGCGCGGUCGCCGAGUUAAAUUCACCAACACAGCAGAAACUUGGAAAUCUCCACAAGUCCAGAGGAACGAGGGGAUUUCCACCGCGGGGCACUGAUGGUCGGCAGGACUCAAUCCCUGUCUUCAUACGAUGGAUAAGAUGGUGAAGAUGCCCUGCAGCUACAGGCCUGCGGUUGAUAAGAUCCUGAUGGCAGAGCAGAUCCUGUCAGAGUUCAGACUGAAGAAGGAAGAGCUCAAAGAAGUCAUGAAGAGGAUGCAGCGCGAGAUGGACAGAGGGCUGCGUCUAGAGACACACGAAGAGGCCAGCGUGAAAAUGCUCCCAACUUACGUCUGCUCCACCCCCGAGGGAUCAGAGGUAGGGGAUUUCCUGGCUCUGGACUUGGGGGGGACCAACUUCCGUGUCAUGCUUGUGAAGGUGGGUGAGGAUGAGGAGAGGAGCUGGAAGGUGGAGACCAAGAACCAGAUGUACUCCAUUCCCGAGGAUGCGAUGACGGGCACUGCCCAGAUGCUGUUUGACUACAUAGCAGAGUGCAUGUCCAACUUUUUGGACAGGCACCACCUCAAGCACAAGAAGCUCCCUCUGGGUUUCACCUUCUCCUUUCCUGUACGACACGAGGACAUUGACAAGGGCAUAUUGCUGAACUGGACCAAAGGCUUCAAGGCCUCUGGGGCAGAGGGGAACAAUGUCGUGGGUUUGCUCAGAGACGCUAUCAAGAGACGAGGGGACUUUGAGAUGGACGUGGUUGCCAUGGUGAACGACACCGUGGCCACCAUGAUUUCCUGCUACUACGAGGACCGCAGCUGUGAAGUCGGGAUGAUUGUCGGCACAGGUUGCAACGCGUGUUACAUGGAGGAGAUGAGGACGGUGGAGCUGGUGGAAGGGGAGCAGGGCCGCAUGUGCGUGAAUACAGAGUGGGGGGCGUUCGGCAACAACGGGGAGCUGGAGGAGUUUCGCCUGGAGUACGACAGGGUGGUGGACGAGACCUCGAUUAAUCCCGGGCAGCAGCUAUACGAGAAGCUGAUCAGUGGGAAGUACAUGGGCGAGCUGGUCCGGCUGGUUCUGAUGAAGCUGGUGAACGAGGACCUGUUGUUCAACGGCCAAGCCUCCGAGCUGCUGAAGACGGGCGGCAGCUUGGAGACACGCUACGUGUCACAGAUGGAGAGUGACACUGGAGACAGAAAACAAAUUUACAACGUCCUGUCCUCGCUGGGAGUUCUGCCCUCGGAGUUGGACUGCGACAUCGUGCGUCUGGUGUGCGAGAGCGUGUCCACGCGCUCCGCUCACAUGUGCGCCGCGGGGCUCGCCGGCGUCAUCAACCUGAUGCGCGAGCGACGCAGCGAGGAGGCCCUGAAAAUCACGGUGGGGAUCGACGGAUCCGUCUACAAGCUGCACCCGUGUUUCCGUGACAGGUUCCAUAAAAUCGUCAGGGACCUCACUCCUCACUGCGAGAUCACCUUCAUCCAGUCGGAGGAGGGGAGUGGCCGCGGGGCCGCCCUCAUCUCGGCAGUGGCCUGCAAGAUGGCCGCCAGCAUACUGACACAGUAGAUGCCGUGUGCGCUUGGACAGUGGCGAAGCAGGUCCAAGAACUCUGACCCGAGAACACUGAGGACACGUCACCCACAGCCCACCCACAGCCACGGCUCUGGCCUCUCUGUGGCUUCCAAGGGAGGCUGGUCAGCAGACGGGACACGCGCACCUGGAGGAUUGAUGCUCGAAGAUACUGACAAGAAAGAAACAGUAUUAUGGUAGCAUUAGACCAACGUGUCGCAUUGACAGUGUUCUUUCUUUUUCUCUUUGUGUCACUGCCUGUUGCUAUAGUUUGGGUAUAAACCUAACCGGCCCAUGUCAAGAAUGGCUGUAUUAUUGAUGAUGUACUACAAAACCCAUGCAACCAACACAGAAUUAUAUUUGAUAAAGGCUGUUGUUAUCUGGGACUAAAUCAGAUUCAUUGAUUUGUUGUGUAAUGUUGUCUUUUUGCAUUAUUCCCUAGCUAUUGUAUAUUUAAAUGUUAUGUUUACCACCCUGGGUAGGUUCUAGGUUGUGUAUGGUGACAAGAUGAAAUGUGCCUUGGAUGUGAACAGGCCUUACUGUAAAUAAAGAUGCAAAAUUAAACUAUUAUGCUUUAAAAU